CUGUCACCAUGCCCCACUCGUACCCAGCUCUUUCUGCUGAGCAGAAGAGGGAGCUGUCUGAUAUUGCCCUACGGAUCGUGGCCCCAGGCAAAGGCAUUCUGGCUGCAGAUGAGUCCGUAGGCAGCAUGGCCAAAAGGCUGAGCCAAAUUGGGGUAGAGAACACUGAGGAGAAUCGCCGGCUGUACCGCCAGGUUCUAUUCAGCGCUGAUGACCGUGUGAAAAAGUGUAUUGGUGGCGUUAUCUUCUUCCAUGAGACAUUCUACCAGAAAGAUGAUAAUGGUGUCCCCUUUGUCCAGACCAUCCAGGAUAAGGGCAUUCUCGUAGGCAUCAAGGUUGACAAGGGUGUAGUGCCUCUAGCUGGAACUGAUGGGGAAACCACCACUCAAGGGCUGGAUGGACUCUUGGAACGCUGUUCUCAGUAUAAGAAGGAUGGUGCUGAUUUUGCCAAAUGGCGCUGUGUACUGAAGAUCAGCGAUCGUACACCCUCAGCGCUGGCAAUUAUAGAGAAUGCCAAUGUGCUGGCCCGCUAUGCCAGCAUCUGCCAGCAGAAUGGUAUUGUGCCUAUUGUGGAGCCUGAGAUCCUGCCUGAUGGAGACCAUGACCUCAAACGUUGCCAGUAUGUUACAGAGAAGGUCCUGGCUGCUGUGUACAAGGCCCUGAGUGAUCAUCAUGUAUACCUGGAAGGGACUCUGCUCAAGCCCAACAUGGUGACCCCUGGUCAUGCCUGUCCCAUCAAGUAUAGUCCAGAGGAGAUUGCCAUGGCUACUGUCACUGCUCUUCGUCGUACUGUGCCCCCAGCUGUCCCAGGAGUGACUUUCCUGUCUGGGGGUCAGAGUGAAGAGGAGGCAUCCCUCAACCUCAAUGCCAUCAAUCGCUGCCCACUUCCCCGGCCCUGGGCCCUCACCUUCUCCUAUGGACGUGCCCUGCAGGCAUCUGCACUCAAUGCCUGGAGAGGACAAAGGGACAAUGCUGGGGCUGCUACUGAGGAGUUUAUCAAACGGGCAGAGAUGAAUGGGCUUGCAGCCCAGGGCAGAUAUGAAGGCAGUGGAGAUGGAGGAGCAGCAGCACAGUCGCUCUAUGUCGCCAACCAUGCCUACUGAGGUGUGCCUACUCAACCUACAGCCCUUGGCCUAGUAAUAUGCACCCUGUAGUCACAGCCAGGGCCAGAUAGCCAUGCAGAACAGAGAUGUCUUCAUCCAGCACCAACUCAUCCUUUUCUCUCCUUUUUCUGUCUCACAUCACUGCACCCAAGACCACGGGAUGGGAGGGCAGGGAGGCCCCCCAAGUCUGAGGGAAGGGGGACUUUUCUAUAAGUCAGAACAGAACAUAUGGGUCUUUCCCCUGGUUCCAUCAGCCCUUACAGUUUUCCCAUGAUGGUGUAGCUUGUCCUUGGGCUCUCUCUUGGGAUCUGGGGAAGUACACCAGCCCUGACUCAUGCCCUGAGUACAUAGCAAAUAAA
Cricetulus griseus (Chinese hamster) is the source of this 1459-nucleotide messenger RNA. The record is from RefSeq and is a predicted model, not a curated record. NCBI's taxonomy places the organism in Eukaryota, Metazoa, Chordata, Mammalia, Rodentia, Cricetidae.